Molecule: messenger RNA, 1323 nt
Organism: Cantharellus anzutake
Lineage: Eukaryota; Fungi; Basidiomycota; Agaricomycetes; Cantharellales; Hydnaceae
Product: BCS1 N terminal-domain-containing protein
Exons: 5
Coding region: 31-1323 (430 amino acids)
Biological process (GO): mitochondrial respiratory chain complex III assembly; protein insertion into mitochondrial inner membrane from matrix
Cellular component (GO): mitochondrial inner membrane
Molecular function (GO): ATP hydrolysis activity; ATP binding
Source: RefSeq, a predicted model, not a curated record
AGUCCUUACUUCUCUGCUGGAUUUGGCUUAAUGGGUGUAGGAGCUGGUUUAACAGUGCUUCGAAGGGGAACCAUAGGACUGGCUGGGUUGGCGCGCCGUCGGCUACUGAUUUCUCUCGAGAUUCCUUCGAAAGACCGCGCGUACCCAUGGUUUCUUGAGUGGAUGUCAAUUCAAAGCAAAAUGCGGCAGCAAUCCCAAGGGUUAAGUCUUCGUAGCCACCAGCUAAGCGUGGAAACAAGUGUAAAACAACAUGAUAAUGGGGGCUCGGACGUUCAAUUUAGCCUGGUUCCUGGGCCUGGGACUCAUUAUUUGCAGUAUAAGGGAGCAUGGAUGCAAGUUGUUCGUGAGCGUGACUCAAAGAUGCUGGACCUAAACUCUGGGACCCCUUGGGAGACCAUAACACUGACGGCCCUAUCGAGGGAUCGUUAUUUGUUCCCGCAUCUAUUAGCUGAGGCCCGAGAGGCGGCCACAUCAGGACAAGAGGGUAAAGUUGUAAUUUACACUGCGUGGGGUGCAGAGUGGAAACAAUUUGGCCAGCCCCGGCGAAAGCGCGAUAUUCGAAGUGUUGUCCUUGAGGAUGGUAUCAGCAAGCGUAUCGAGGAAGAUUUAAUGCACUUCCUGACGCGAUCGAAGUGGUAUUCGGAACGUGGGAUCCCUUAUAGACGUGGAUACCUCUUGCACGGACCACCAGGAAGUGGCAAGACCUCAUUCAUACAAGCACUAGCUGGAAAGCUAGCCUAUAGUAUAUGCGUGUUGAACCUCUCCCAAAGGGGGCUCAUGGAUGACAAGCUCAACCAUUUGCUGAUGAAUGCACCUGAACGGAGCUUCAUUUUGCUUGAGGAUGUUGACGCUGCAUUCAGUAAACGAGUCCAGACCUCAGAAGACGGAUAUCAAUCAUCAGUUACAUUCUCUGGACUCCUUAACGCCCUAGACGGAGUGGCUUCCAGUGAAGAACGGAUCAUUUUCAUGACCACGAACCACUUAGACCGACUUGACGCAGCACUCAUACGCCCAGGGCGUGUCGACAUGAUGGAGUGCCUGGGCGAUGCUUCCACAGAACAAGCCAAGACGUUGUUCCUCCGCUUCUAUGGCAGUAUUGAGGAGGAUGAGAGUAGCCAACCAAAACACCAUCCAGUUUCACAAUCCCAAGAGAUUGGUGCCCUUGCCGACGAGCUGAUCCAAAAGCUGCAAGCCAGGAGGGGGGAGUCUGGUCUCAGCAUGGCCUCACUUCAGGGCCACUUUAUUCGACACUCAGCCAAGAGUGCGGUCGCCAACAUUGAGGAGCUAUUUACUAGUGUGUCCGUGCGAAAUGAAAGUCCUUAA